AUGGCUAACAACUUGCAGCGCGAGAGGUCUCGUUCUCCACGUCGUCGUUCCCGUAGUCCACGUCGCAGUCGUCGUUCCUACUCUCCUCGUAGUCGGUCCCGUAGUCGUGAAGACUACCGUCGCAACGAUCGUCGAUCCAGAACUCCUGUAAGCGGUACAGCUGGUGCUACUGGCGGACAUUCAAGCUCCGGAUACGGUGGACGUGGCGCUUCUUCUCGUUCUUUCGAGGAUCGUUCUUUUGCCAAGGAACAAAUGAUGCAAUCAGUACGCGAAUCUUCCCAACAAGACCGCCGGGUCUAUGUUGGCAAUUUGUCAUACGAUGUCAAAUGGCAUCACCUUAAAGAUUUUAUGAGACAGGCUGGAGAGGUCCUCUUUGCCGAUGUUUUACUACUUCCCAAUGGAAUGUCGAAGGGCUGCGGGAUUGUGGAAUACGCAUCGAGGGAGCAAGCUCAAAAUGCUGUAGCGACGCUCAGUAACCAAACUCUCAUGGGUAGACUUGUUUACGUUCGCGAGGACCGUGAGGCAGAACCCCGCUUCACUGGCCAACCUGCCCGUAAUGAUUUCGGAGGCCCUGGACGCGGAGGCUAUGGAGGCUAUGCCUCAGGCCCUGGUACUGGUGGUGGCCGACAAAUCUAUGUCUCCAACCUCCCAUUCAAUGUAGGCUGGCAGGACUUGAAGGAUCUAUUCCGCCAAGCUGCGCAACACGGUGCUGUUGUCCGUGCCGAUGUGCAUGUUGAUCCCAGUGGCCGCCCAAAGGGUUCCGGCAUUGUCGCAUUUGAAAGUGCGGAUGACGCGCGAAAUGCUAUCCAACAGUUCAAUGGAUAUGAUUGGCAGGGUCGAACACUGGAAGUUCGCGAAGACCGUUAUGCGGGAUCGGGCCCUGGCUUCGCUGGACGUGGCGGGUUUGGUGGAGCUCCAGCUCGUGGUGGCUUCAUGGGCGGCCGUGGCGGGUUUGGUGGUGGCCGUGGUGGAUUUGGUGGUGGGUACGGUGGUGGAAGAGGCGGUUUUGGAGGCGGGUACGGUGGUGGUCACAGUGCUGGCCCAGUGGAAGGAUCAGUUCCUCCAAAUCCAUUCACGGAUUUUGCAACUUCUGGUGGAGAGAGGAGUGCAACUAUCUAUGUCCGCAAUCUUCCUUGGUCGACCUGCAAUGAGGAUCUAGUUGACCUCUUUUCGACGAUUGGUAAAGUUGAAAAGGCCGAGAUUCAGUAUGAGCCUAAUGGACGCUCCAGAGGAACUGGAGUAGUUGAAUUUGACACCGCUGAAAAUGCAGAAACCGCUAUCAACAAAUUCACGGGGUAUCAGUAUGGUGGUCGCCCUCUAGGCCUGACCUUUGUCAAGUACUUGAACAAUGGUGCCGCAGAUGCCAUGGAAGGCACAGAAGCAACAGGCGGUCUUACCCAAGACCAAAUCAUGUAAAAUGUUGGCAGUAUCGGGUAGUGAGCCUUCUGCUUGUUAACUUGUCCUCACCAAAAAUCUCGCUUCUCGGUGACGGACUUGCUUUUGGUUUCAUCUUAUUUUAAGAACUGCGUUAAUCAUUUCCCCCUCUUGUUUUCUUUCUCUCUAUCGUUUGCCAUAAAAAUAUUUCACCAGCUUACUCCCCAAAAGAAGGAACAGGUCUGCUUCUACUUGUUAUCGAUUCAGCAUCAGCUCACGGGCUUGAAUACCGGAUGGGUGUUAAUUUGCCGUUCCCGGUUCCUCCAUCACCUCUCUAGUUUCUUGCUAGGUAUGAGUGUAUGAUGGAUUUUCCUGUAUUUUUUUUUCCUCCUCCUCCCCCCCCUCUCUUGACCAUAACUUGUGUUUUGUCAUUUUAUUGAGUUUCAUUAGCUGGGAAAAAUGUGCUUUGCUUUUGAAUCUCCUUGUUAAUUUCCUUAGUGUCGUUUCUGCUCUACCUACUAUCUUAGUUACUUCUGUUUCGCUUGCUUGCAAAAUUGUAAAACUGCCCGCCUAAGACGACCUUCUAAAUUUAUAUCAUUCAAUUGUUUGAUUU
Messenger RNA from Histoplasma capsulatum G186AR, 1987 nucleotides. Its product is annotated as RNP domain-containing protein. The coding region runs from base 1 to 1416 and encodes 471 amino acids. Gene Ontology annotation, molecular function: mRNA binding. The transcript is spliced from 9 exons. The record is from RefSeq and is a predicted model, not a curated record. NCBI's taxonomy places the organism in Eukaryota, Fungi, Ascomycota, Eurotiomycetes, Onygenales, Ajellomycetaceae. Gene Ontology annotation, cellular component: nucleus; cytoplasm.